AUGGAGACUGGAAGGGUGCUCACUCUGCGGAAAAGGCAAGUCUUGAUUCUCUUUGUUUUACUGGGAUUGUCUCAGGCGGGUCUUGAAUCUGGGAGCUAUUCUGUGGCAGAGGAAAAUGAAAUUGGCUCCUUUGUGGCCAGUCUGGCAAGGGACCUGGGGCUGAGGGUGGAGGAGCUGUCCUCACGGGAGGCACGGGUAGUGUCAGAUGAUAAUAAAAAGCAUUUGCACCUUGAUUUGCUGACUGGGGAUUUGCUGUUAAAUGAGAAACUAGACCGAGAAGAGCUCUGUGGCUCCACCGAGCCCUGUGUGCUGCAUUUCCAGGUGUUACUGAAAAACCCUUUACAGUUUUUUCGGGCUGAGCUGCACAUUAAAGAUAUAAAUGAUCACUCUCCUACAUUCCUGGAUGAGGAAAUACUUCUGAAAAUAUCAGAAAGUACCACUGUUGGAACAACAUUCUUACUGGAGAGUGCUCAAGAUUUGGACAUAGGAAGUAACGGUCUCCAAAACUACACAAUUAGCCCCAGUUCGCAUUUCUGCAUUAAAAUUAGAGACAGCAGUGAGGGAAAGAUAUACCCAGAGCUGGUCCUGGACAAAGCAUUGGAUCACGAGGAGGAGCCUGAACUGAGAUUAACACUCAUAGCUCUGGAUGGUGGGUCCCCGCCCAGGUCUGGGACAACUGUGGUGCUCAUCAGUGUUUUGGACAUCAAUGACAAUGCCCCUGAGUUUUCUCAGGGGCUCUAUGAGGUGCAGGUCCUGGAGGACACAUCCCUGGGCUCCUGGGUUAUCACUGUCUCUGCUAAGGAUUUGGAUGCAGGAAAUUAUGGGAAAAUAUCUUAUACAUUUUUCCAUGCAUCAGAAGAUAUUCGUAAAACAUUUGAAAUCAAUCCAAUAUCUGGAGAAGUUCAUUUAAGAGCGCUCCUAGAUUUUGAAGUAACACAAUCUUACACUAUAAACAUUCAGGCCACAGAUGGUGGAGGUCUUUCAGAAAAAUGCAUUCUUCUGGUUAAAGUAAUGGAUAUAAACGACAACCCACCAGAAGUGACCAUGUCAUCAAUUACAAACAGAAUUCCAGAGAAUGCACCGGAGACACUUGUCGCUGUUUUUAGUGUCCGAGACCAAGACUCUGGUGACAAUGGAAGGGUGAUUUGCUCUAUUCAGGAUGACCUCCCCUUCAUUCUCACACCGACCUUCAAGAAUUUCUUCACUCUGAUUACUGAAAAAGCACUUGACAGAGAAAUGAGAGCUGAGUACAACAUCACCAUCACCGUCACAGACUUGGGUUCCCCUAGACUGAAAACCCAGCAUAGCAUCAUUGUAUGGGUCUCCGACGUCAAUGAUAAUGCACCCACCUUCACCCAAACCUCUUACACUUUGUUGGUCAGUGAAAACAACAGCCCUGCCCUGCACAUUGGCAGCGUCAGCGCCACAGACAGAGACUCUGGAACCAAUGCCCAAGUCGCCUACUCCUUGCUGCUGCCCCAGGACCCACACCUCCCCCUCGACUCCUUGGUCUCCAUCAACGCAGACAACGGGCACAUGUUCGCUCUGAGGUCGCUGGAUUAUGAGACGCUGCGAGAGUUCGAGUUCCGCGUGGGCGCGGUCGACGCAGGCUCCCCGGCGCUGAGCAGCGAGGCCCUGGUGCGCGUGGAGAUUGUGGACGACAAUGACAACUCGCCCUUCGUGCUGUACCCGCUGCAAAAUGGCUCUGUACCCUGCACUGAGCUGGUGCCCAGGGCGGCUGACGCGGGCUACUUGGUGACCAAGGUAGUGGCAGUGGACAGUGACUCAGGCCAGAACGCCUGGCUGUCCUACCAGCUGCUCAAGGCCACGGAGCCCGGGCUGUUCAGCGUGUGGGCGCACAAUGGCGAGGUGCGCACCGCCAGGCUGCUGAGCGAGCGCGAAGCGGCCAAGCACAGACUCGUCGUGCUGGUGAAGGACAAUGGUGAGCCGCCAAUGUCGGCCACCGUCACACUACACGUGCUCCUGGUGGACGGCUUCUCGCAGCCUUACCUUCCGCUUCCGGAGGUGGCCCCAAACGAGGCCCAGGCAGACUCGCUCACUGUCUACUUGGUCAUAGCGUUGGCUUCAGUCUCGUCGCUCUUCCUGUUCUCGGUGCUCCUGUUUGUCGCCGUCCGGCUGUGCAGGAGGAACACGGCCGCCUACGUGGGUCGCUAUCCGGUGCCCGAGGGACACUUUCCGGACCACUUGGUGGACAUCAGCGGCACUGGGACCCUGUCCCAGAGCUACCAGUAUGAGGUGUGUCUGACAGGAGGUUCUGGGACUAAUGAGUUUAAAUUUCUAAAGCCGAUUAUUCCCAAUCUCCCAGUCCAAGAUUCUGGUAGGAAUAUGGGGGAAAACGCCAACUUCCGGAAUAGCUUUGGAUUCAACAUUUAA
Messenger RNA from Orycteropus afer afer, 2394 nucleotides. RefSeq names its product protocadherin beta-14. Gene Ontology annotation, cellular component: plasma membrane. Gene Ontology annotation, molecular function: calcium ion binding. Bases 1 to 2394 code for a protein of 797 amino acids. Lineage: Eukaryota; Metazoa; Chordata; Mammalia; Tubulidentata; Orycteropodidae. The transcript has a single exon. The record is from RefSeq and is a predicted model, not a curated record. Gene Ontology annotation, biological process: homophilic cell-cell adhesion.